AUGAUGAUGACCAUGGAUCAACCUUCUUCUGGUUUCGGUGAUUUUGGUGGCGCAUAUUCAUCUGAUAUGUUUACAUCAAAUCAAUCGACAUCGCCACCAAUUGGUAGCGAUCCAGAUGUUGACUGGAGUGUAUUUGAGAAUGCUGAACGAUAUUUAUUACGUGAUGAUAGUGCAUGGAUAACACGUUUAAGUAAAGAUUUUUGGUGGAAUCUUGAUCGUAUAUCGGAAAUGAUAACAUAUGAUAUUCCAUCUGCUCAACAAAUCAAUAAUAAUAAUCGACCUACACAACAAAAAUUUAAUCAACAACAUUUUAUGCAACAAUCAGCUCCACCACCGGCUAAACCUUUUCCUCAACAACAACAACAACAACAAGGACCACCACCACCAAUGCAAUUCUCUGGUAUUCCACCACGAAAAAUUGUUGGUCAACGCUCAACAAAUCCAAAUCAUCCAUAUAGAAAUCCUUCGAUGUUUAAUAAUGGUUUUGCUUCACCACCACCAUCAUCAUCAUCAUCAUCUUCAUCGGGUUCAACAAUUGUUCGACCAAUAACAAAUAAUAAUAUGAAUAAUAUGAAUACAAAUUUUAACAUUCCAGAUAAAUCAAAUUUUUUUCAAGCUUUUUCAUCAAUGUCAAUGGGUGGCGGCGGCGGCGGCGGCGGCGGCGGUGGUGGUGGUAAUAAUAAUGAUCAAGAUAUUGAAUAUAAUCCAUUUCAAUCAAAAAUAUCUUUUGAUAAUAAUAUGUGGGGAAAUAAUUCCCAACAACCAAUCCCGUGGCAAUAA
Molecule: messenger RNA, 780 nt
Organism: Adineta steineri
Lineage: Eukaryota; Metazoa; Rotifera; Eurotatoria; Adinetida; Adinetidae
Source: the annotation of a GenBank genome assembly